AGUCGUGCUUUAUAGUGUUCUUCUCGUGAGGCAAUUUGUAUUCUAUCGAUGCUAUCACUAUGUCUCCUCAAUUCAGACCAGAACGCGCUCCGGCCGUGAGGUUACGUACAAGCUCUAUACCCGGCUACUUCCAAACGAUUGUCGGCAAACGAUCACCCAUUUCUGAUGACAUCGAGGAGUUUCGUGGUAUACCGUACGCCCGUGUACCGGGAAGAUGGGAGCACUCGCAACUGAGAGAUCGUUUACCGCAGGAUGUAUUUGAUGCUACAGAGAACGGCCCACGAUGCCCUACGGAGCACAAAGGAAAUUCACAAGCAUAUCAAUCGUACCUAUCAUACCCCGACGACCGCGAGGAUGAGUUUGAGUGCCUGAACCUUCUCAUCAUGCGCCCGAGCAAGGAAGCACUUGCAAACCACAGUCUUGAUGCCGAGACGACCCAGUUGCCUGUACUUGUCUGGAUCCACGGCGGAGGCUUCACAGACGGCGCAGCCACGGAUCCAGUAUGGGACCCCUCCCGUAUUGUCCUCCGCGGGCUCUCAAAGAGAACACCCUUUAUCGCUGUGUCCAUCAACUAUCGUCUCAAUAUUUUCGGGUUUGGUGCUUCAUCCGAUAUGCUUGCGGUCCAGGGCAGUAAGGCCUCUGUCAAGGGCGUGAAUUUCGGCCUCUGCGAUCAGAAGCUUGCUUUGAUCUGGAUAAAGCGUAAUAUUGCUGCGUUCGGUGGAGAUGACACAAAAAUUACAAUCAUGGGCCACUCCGCCGGUGGAAUUUCAUGCCACCUUCACCUUCUCGAGGCGGAAUUAGGUAUAAAGAAACCGUUAUUUCGUAAGGCUGGUUUAAUGUCGGGGACGUGGGGCGGCCUCGACUUGACAGCGAUGGAAAAAGCAGAUGAGCGCUGGGCAGACCUGUACCAAUUGUGGUCAGUCGAAGCCGACAAGCCGAUCGAUCGACUCAACAUGCUGGGACGGAUACCAGCGAAGGACCUGGUUAAUAGUAUCUCAGAGCUUCACUGGGCGUUUUUCGUCUUGGUCAUUGAUCAGUUGACCAUCAGGGACAGUAACUUGAGCUGUGCCAGGUUGAGCUCAACGGACCAAGAGUUCAGAGAUUUUGCCCGGAUGGCUAACUGGAAUUAUCCCAAAUUUCACUCUCUUGUCGCGUCUAGCUAUCCCUCGCAGGCAGCAGCUGAAGAGGUUCUUGAAGCAUACGGUAUUCUGCCGACAUCAUCUGAUGCAGAACUGUUUGAGGCAUUCUCUGAGUUCAUAUCUGAUGCCACCAUGCUGCAUAAAGUAUAUCGCGCAAGCGAGUUCUCCAAGACCCAUCGUGGGAAACAAGCUCUCCUCCAUGGGAAAGACUCCAAGCACGUAGGAGUCCAAUAUUACCAUUUCGAAUUCGGCAAUCCCUUCUCAGGCCCCAUGCAAGGAAUUGCGCAUCACGGAGUUGAGUUGAUCUAUGCUUUUGGCAAUUUUCACAACGCGCUAGAGAAGGCUGACCAGGGGUUUUCGGAGGGUUUUGCUGAACCUGUUCAAGAGUUUACAGAAGCUGCUAUUCCUGAAAUCCCAUCGAAUGCCGAGGCCGCGGAGGAACGCAAGUCCAACAUUGACUUAGGCUGUGAACUGCAGGACAUGUUGAUCCGAUUCGUUGUCGAGGAUUGUCGAGAGACCGACCAGCGCGCGGAUCCCGACGAGAUAACGACAUUUUGUCAUGAUCGAUCGGUCCGCAUGGAGAGUUGGUCCAGUAGCGAGAAAUGGGUGGCAAGGACAAAGAAAUUUAAGCUUUUAGAUAAGGAUUUCAAUUCUUCAACGACUGCCACCAAGAAACUUGUAGGCAGCGUUAUAGCCUCCGACUGGCCGGCCUCUGUGAGCUAG
Messenger RNA from Fusarium oxysporum Fo47, 1862 nucleotides. RefSeq names its product Alpha/Beta hydrolase protein. Bases 60 to 1862 code for a protein of 600 amino acids. NCBI's taxonomy places the organism in Eukaryota, Fungi, Ascomycota, Sordariomycetes, Hypocreales, Nectriaceae. The transcript has 5 exons. The record is from RefSeq and is a predicted model, not a curated record.